AUGUCGCUAAUACCAAAAAUCCAAUACCUUUUUCGUACGCUGCAGAUACCCCUACCAAAGCAAUACCUCAAAAACAUGCAGCACACCAUCAACACCUUCAUCUGGGAGGGGAAAAAAGCAAGAGUAGCAGCAGGGACCCUACAACAGGCGGUACGCAGGGGAGGGUUAGGCCUCCCGAACUUGACGGCCUACUGCAGAGCAGCGUACCUCCAUAACAUAUCACAAAUAAACCUCCCCACCAACGCACCACAAUGGGUAGCCAUAGAAUCGCACUGGGCGCCCAGAUGAGACCUACGAGCGCUGAUAUGGCAGGAAAAAUGCCCCAGGCACACCCAGGACAAACUCUUGCCCAGCACCCAGACCCUACUACAAAUAUGGCACAGAAUAAGAGAUAAACUGGUGGCAAAGCAAACACUUCCCAUGGCCACACCACUACAAACAAUAGGGCUGGACAUCCCAACUUUCCCGUGGGAGACAUGGGCGAAAGUGGGGAUACACCAUAUAUAUCAGGUGAUAGACAGGGGGCGUCUGAAACCACUACCAGCUAUUCAGGAGGAAUACACAUUGCCCAGUAAGGUCAUAUUCUCACACAUGCAACUAAAAUCAUACGUCUCAAGCAAACUGGACGCUGAAGACAAAUGGGAAGACGGAAUAAAUAUGACGCAAUUUGAAAAACAUUGUGUGGGUAUAAAGAAACUAGGGAAAACCCUGUCCUGGGGAUACCAGGAGCUGAUCACAACACAAGCACAAACAUUAGAUAAGAUUAAACAGGCGUGGCACCAAGAGCUGGGACAGACGUUCCCAGAUGACACAUGGGACCGUGCAUAUUUGGCACACCAGGGACUCACAGCAUGUAACACACACCUAGAAUUACAACGCAAAAUACUGUACCGCUGGUACUUAGUGCCAGACAAACUCCACAAGAUGUGGCCAACCACCAACAACAAAUGCUGGAGAUGUUGGAGAGAGGUGGGGACCAUGUUACAUAUCUGGUGGUCCUGCGCCAAACUUAGCCCAUUUUGGAAGGAGGUGACCCAACUAUUACAAAAACUGCUACCGACACCCAGGCUAGAUAAUCCACAAACAUGCAUUUUGUUUAUGUUGCCUAGGGGCAUCCCGAAACGCAUCAGGACAAUUCUCUACCACAUCAUCAUAUCAGCAAACCUGAUUGUGGAAAAAAAACAAUGCCCCCCACACUUCAGGGCGUAAUAAAACAGGUAAAACAAAACUGGGAGUACGAACUCAUGGCAGCAGCACAAUUUGGGGCACGCACACAUAUAUAUGAGGCACACAAGACAUGGAAGGCUAGCACAAAACCCGAGGUACGAGUGCUGGAAGCUAUAGACACACUAGAGGGUAGAACGCAAACCACCCACCAAGGCCCGCAAAAGGUGGAGUCGACAUCACCAACUAGGUGUAACGGCAAACAACCCAGCUAA
Messenger RNA from Pelobates cultripes (western spadefoot toad), 1439 nucleotides. The record is from the annotation of a GenBank genome assembly. Lineage: Eukaryota; Metazoa; Chordata; Amphibia; Anura; Pelobatidae.